CUGAAUCAUUGAAACGAAGAGCUGCUCAACCGAUUGGCCGGCGCUGGUGCUGAUUGGCUGCUGUGCGGGCUCGCGCGUGUUUUACGGUAGCGCGCUCAGGUGAGGCGCAGGUGAUUGAGAGAUGCAGCACAUCAUCAGAGACACUGACGGACACAGCACACAUAUGAGCACUGACUGACAGACUGGACGCAGUGGAGGUAUCUGAAGCCACAGGUGCAUUAUGAAGGAGAACAGGUCCUUGUGUCAGGUGGAGCAGCUGCCCUGUGCAUGUCUGCUAGACUGCCACCGACAGACCCACACCCGCAGCGCCGCAGGGGCCCCCAUCCGACACAGAGCCAACGGGGCAGUGGGGGCCUUGUGCAACAGUCCCAACUGUGUGGUGGCCGCCAGGCUGGAGGGCUCUGAGCAGGGACAGCAUGGGACCGGCAGGGUGCUGGUCACCGGAGGAGCCGGAUACUUCGGAUUCAGACUGGGCCGCGCUCUGGCAGGCCAAGGGGCCACAGUCUUUCUGCUGGACCUCCAUAAGCCGCCUUGGGAUAUCCCUGAUGGAGCCGUCUUCCAGCAGGUAAAUAUAUCUGUGUGUGUUUUACUUCAAAUUGAUAUCCGGGAUUAUGAUGCCCUGUAUAAGAUCUGUGCGGGAGUGGACGUUAUUUAUCACACUGCUUCCUACGGGAUGUCCGGACCUGAACAGUUGAGGAGAAAGCAGAUUGAAUCAGUCAAUGUUGGCGGCACGAAUAAUGUCAUAAACGUCUGUACGGAGCGAGGCAUCUCUAAACUCAUCUACACCAGCACAGUCAAUGUGGCGUUCGCUGGCCGGCCCAUCGAGGAUGGAGAUGAAGACUCAGUUCCCUGCGUGCCGCUGGAUUCGCACAUAGACCAUUACUCCAGAACUAAAGCUAUCGCUGAACGCAUGGUGCUCGCUGCCGAUGGAAGAUCAACAAAAGAUGGUGGUCUUUUACACACAUGUGUCCUGCGCCCUUCUGGUAUCUACGGUCCUGGAGAGAGAAGACAUUUACACAGGGUGAUGGUGAAUGUGGAGAGGAGGUUGUUCAGCUUUUGUUUUGGGGACCAUAAUGCCAAGAUGAACUGGGUACAUGUGGAUAAUUUGGUGAUGGCUCAUGUUUUAGCAGCAGAUGCACUGACUGCAGAUAAAGCCUUUGUGGCGAGUGGACAGGUCUACUUUAUCAAUGAUGGGGAGUCUGCCAAUGUCUUUGAAUGGUUGACACCUCUUUUUGAAAGACUAGGUUAUGGUCAGCCACUGAUUCACCUUCCUGUGUCUCUGGUCUACUCAGCAGCAAUUCUGAUGGAGCGACUGCAUUUGGCUCUGAGUCCUAUAAUGGAAAUUCCAUUACUUCUGACAAGAAAUGAGGUGAGAAACAUUGCUGUCAGUCACACCUUUAAAAUCGAGAAGGCACAGCGAGAACUGGGCUUCAGUCCUAAGAAGUACAGCCUGACCGACUCGGUGGAUCAGUACCUGCGGAGCAGACCGCCACGUUCAGCUGCGUCAAUGUUGAACACACGACAUCACUUCCUGCUGCUCCUGCUGCUCCUGAUGGGAUUCAUCGCUCUCGUGAUCUGCUCUGCAGGACGGGAAUAAUAAUAAGCCUUAAUGUUUCAGUCUCAGUUCCAAGAGAAAUCCCUUGUAGGGUUUGAACUAGCUCUGGUCGGUAUAGUGAAUUCAAAAUGAUCAUGACAGGUCUACUGUGCUUUUUAUUUUGCCAUUAAAUUUCAUAAAGACUAUCAUUUAACUAAUUUUAAUGCUUAUUUGUCUCUGCUUAAAAGCAUUUGUUCACCCAAUUAAUUACUCACUCUUAUGUUGUUUCAAACCCAUCUUUGGUUAAUCUUCCAAACACAAAUUAAGAUAUUUUAAAUGAAUGCUGAGCAUUUUCUGUCCCUCCAUUUAAGUCCAGGUAACCAAAAUUGAGAAGAUCCAAAAAGGUCUUGUGAAGAGAUCCAAUCUUUUUUUUUUAUUUUUUUAUGAUGAUCAAGAUUUAAUUUUGCCGUUUAAUUGCAUAGUAACAUACAGUAAACACGGAGGUUUAAAUGUGUGUGUGUGUGUGUGUGUGUGAUUCACAAG
Cyprinus carpio (common carp) is the source of this 2077-nucleotide messenger RNA. Its product is annotated as short chain dehydrogenase/reductase family 42E, member 2. Gene Ontology annotation, biological process: steroid biosynthetic process. Gene Ontology annotation, molecular function: 3-beta-hydroxy-Delta5-steroid dehydrogenase (NAD+) activity. The record is from RefSeq and is a predicted model, not a curated record. Bases 221 to 1597 code for a protein of 458 amino acids. NCBI's taxonomy places the organism in Eukaryota, Metazoa, Chordata, Actinopteri, Cypriniformes, Cyprinidae. The transcript has 12 exons.